Vitrella brassicaformis is the source of this 3932-nucleotide messenger RNA. The record is from the annotation of a GenBank genome assembly. NCBI's taxonomy places the organism in Eukaryota, Vitrellaceae.
GUUGUUGCUUGGCGGGCUGGCCAUUGCCAAGAUCUGGAGGCCAUCGUGGCUGAAUUCGGCUCACCCCUUGUCAGCAUUAUCAGUGCAGGCGUCGCAUUCAUCCUCCUUGUGGUCGUUUGCCCCUGCGCAUUGGGCCUUCGCAUCUCUUCACUGACGCCACGGAUGGCCAUGAAGCCUCCUGAUCCGAUCGUCAAAGAUCUGGUGAGUCUUGAGGAAGCACGAUGGAUCAGCCACAUCGAUGGAGGAAUGCAUGUGUGUCUGUCAGGUGUUGGUAGGAGGCGGCCAUGCCCAUGUACAGGUGCUCAAGAGCUUCGGGAUGGAUCCCAUCCCCGGGGUGCGGGUGACGCUCAUCAGCAGAGAUGUGGACACGCCAUACAGCGGCAUGUUGCCUGGUCAGUCAGCACAUGCAUGGGCCGGUCAUCAUCUUGUUUCCUGUAUGUACGCCUCAGUGACUUGUGUGGGGUGUGGGUGAGUGGUGCAGGUCACAUUGCUGGUCACUACACAGCCGAUGAGUGCCACAUUGAUCUGCAGCGCCUCUGCAGAUUCGCAAAGGCCGCACUCAUACAUGUUAGGCCGGAAAUGGCCCACAGGGAUCACAUCACCUCGUUCGUUCAGAAUUCGUGGUACAUGUGUGUAUAUGCAGACCGAGGCGUGCGGCCUUGACACGGCCAACCGUCGGGUCGUCUGCAAAGACGGACGGCCGCCGGUGGCCUACGACGUCCUUUCCAUCGACAUCGGGUGCGUGCACACAACACAGACAGACUCAUAUCUCAUCUCCACAACUCACCACCUCCUCACCUGUGUGUGUGUUCCGCAGGUCCACCCCCAGCCUCAAGUUCCCCGACGCCCCGCGGCUGGCUGCCGUCAAGCCCAUCGACCGCCUCUCACACAAGUGGGGCCUCAUCAAGGAGAGAAUCAUGCACCAUACACAAGACGACAAGGCCGCUCCUCUGAGGGUGCUGGUGGUGGGCGGCGGGGCCGCUGGUGUGGAGAUGGCCCUGGCGAUGCAGCAUCGGCUCAAGGGCAUGGGAGCUGGCGGCAGUGAGAGGCUCAAGUUCACCAUACUUACCAAGGGCCCGGCCAUUCUGCAGGGGCAUGCUGGCGGCGUGCAGGUAGAACCAGAACACGCCACAACAAGCACAUGCGUGUUGUGCGAUGUGUCUGUCUGUCUGUGUUGUGUUGUGUUGUGUUGUGUUGUUGUGUGAUUGCCAGCGUGCGAUGCAACGCGUGUUGCGCGACCGGCAUGUGGAGGUGGCGUGCGGGUGCGAUGUGGUCGACGUCAAGGGCCGCGACGACCACAAGGGCGGCACACUCGCAUGCGCUGACGGCCGCACGUUCGAGUACGACGAGUGCAUCUGGUGCACACACGCGUCGGCACAGCAGUGGCUGACGGCGGCUGGCCUAGACCUUGACGCAGAGGGGUUCAUCCGCGUCGAUGCCACCCUUCAGUCAACCAACACACCAAACGUCUUCGCGGCAGGUGGGCAAACACACAUACACACACACACACACACGCAGCCUCUCAUGAGAUGUGUGUGUAUGUGUGUCAGGGGAUAUUGCGUCAGUGGUGCCCCAUCCACGCCCGAAAGCGGGCGUAUUUGCGGUCCGUCAAGGGCCUCCGCUCACGGCCAACCUUCGCAGAGCGCUGCUGGGUCAGCCGCUGGUGCCCUUCACGCCGCAGAAGGAGUUCUUGAGCCUCAUCAGCACUGGGGACAAGUAUGCGGUGGCGUCGCGGGGGGCCUUCUGCUUUGAGGGAGGCUACUGGUGGACAUUGAAGGUGAGGGUGGAUGCAGGCAGGAUACAUCCAUCCAUGCAUGGCAUUCCGACACGACUUGCAUGCGUUGGUCAGGACUACAUCGAUCGGGCGUUCAUGCAGAAGUUCACCGACCUCCCAUCGAUGGCCGACGACGCCAUCUCCCCUCCCCCAUCACACCCCAAGCGCACCUUCAACCCCCAUUCCGCCUCGGUAGCCUUCGCCCUCCCCCCUCACCCCACAAUGCGGUGUGCGGGGUGCGGCGGAAAGAUCGGUGCGUCCAUCCUGACGCGAGUGCUCAAGAGGCUGCAGGGGCAGGUGCCCAGGAGAGACGAGGUGGUGGUUGGCAUGGACGAUCCUGACGAUGCGGCGGUGCUGACGAUUCCUGCCGACGACCCGACGGCCAAGGCGCCGAGCACGUCCAUUGUCCAGACCAUCGACUUUUUCAGGUGAGGGAGGGGGGCGGGCAUCACUCAGUUGCAAUGUGUUGUGAUGCUCUGCUGUGUGUGCGCAGGGCGUUUAUGGACGACCCCUAUGUGUUUGGCCAGAUCUGCGCCACACACGCCCUGUCCGACUGCUACGCCAUGGGCGCCAAACCUCUCUCAGCCCUUGCAAUGGUCUCACUACCAUUCGCUGCGGACAACAAAGUAAGAUACCCCCCCACAUGCACCCACCCGCCCCCCUUAUUCACAAACACAAACUCAUGCCCCCCGUGUGUCAUGCAGCUGGAGGAGCAGCUCUUCCAGCUGAUGAGUGGCGCGUGCAAGUCCCUCUCAUCGGCCAACUGUGCUCUGGUGGGCGGCCACACGGCCGAGAGCGACGGGCCUUCGCCGUGCUUGGGUUUCACCAUCACCGGCACGCUCAACACAGCUGCUGAGGGUGAUGGUGAUGGUGAGGGCAGGUUGCUCUCCAAAGGUGGCAUGAGGGGCGGUGACAAGGUGAUGCUGACCAAGGCCAUUGGGACGGGCUGUCUGUUUGCCGCUGACAUGAAGGGCAAGGCCAGAGGCAGGUCGGUCUGUCGGUCGGAUGAAUGAGGUGUGGCGUGCAGUGCAGUGCAGGUGGAUUGUGUGUGUGUGAUGUGUGUGUGGUCACCUCAGGUGGAUGCGGGGUGCGGUGGCCUCGAUGCUUCAGUCGAACGGCCCUGCAGCCGAUGUCUUGAGGAAAUACCACGCCACUGCCUGCACCGACAUCACCGGUGCGUACGCCCCCUCACCUCCCCACCCACCCUACCAAAUACCCCCCCAAGCACCAACACAACACCUGUUCAUAGACAUCCGUGUGUGGUUGGUGUGCAGGUUUUGGCCUACUCGGUCAUCUGAGCGAGAUGGUGCGGUCGAGCCAGGCGAGAGACCCCUCCUGCGGCAUCCGUGUGCGGCUGGACCCCUCACAAGUGCCGCUGCUCGAUGGCGCACUCGAGUGCGUGAAAGACGGACAUCUCUCGACACUACAGGAGUCAAAUGAAAGGUGCGAUGACGGACAGAUGUGUGCAGUGGGUGAGUGUGUUUGUUGGUGGUGUGCGUGUGUGUAGAGUGAGUCGUUUCAUCAUCGAUGCGGGAGGGGCUGCAUCGUCAACGCCAUCGUGUCGGCUGCUCUUCGACCCCCAGACGUCGGGCGGGCUCAUCGCCACGGUGAGCAAGGCGUGCCUCUCUGCCUGCAUGGCAGGGAUGGGAGCUGUCUGUGUCGCAGGUGCCUGCAUCAGCUGCAGCUGCGUGCAUUGAAGAUCUACGCGCAUCAGGGUAUGUAGAGUAGAGGAGACGCAGCCAGAGCAUCGCACAGCUCACCCACACACGAUGCGAUCGAUGCGUCUGUGUCUGUGUAUUGGCCAGCCACGGUUGUGCAUCGGUCAUCGGCGAUGUGGAGACGACAGCCGAGGCCAUGGCCGAGGAUGAGCCGUUCAUUUCGCUGGCUGGCUAAUGUCAGCUGAUCAAGGAGUGGAUGUCAUGUGGAUGUGAAGACGACUUUUGUAUUUUUGCUGGGGUAGAUAAUCAGAGGAAAGUGAAGUAGGACUAAGGACCCGUGCAGUGCAGUACAUACGCGACUGUCCUUCGUUCGAUGACAUGAAUCCAAAUGCAGCCGAGCUACUGCGCAGCCAUACUGACUGCACACGGGGGGAUGGGGGGAUGGACCAACCGACGGAGAGACACGUAGUGGCUGCACACUUCACAUCAAACCGGUCGAU